GUUGUGUCGAACGCGAUGGGGGAUCCACCCUGGGUACCGUCGUAUUUUAAAAUAAUAAAUACAAGCAAUGGAUACAUUUCUGGAUUUGUCCAGACUCAAAAAGAAUUGGAGAGUCUGCUGGAGGUCCACUCAAGGGCCACACUGACAUCGUUUGUCAAAUGGUCUGAACACAUAAAAGAUGGCACCAAAGAGAGGCAUCUAUGGCAGGUGGAGGAUUUCAAUGAAGACACCCCUCUAUGUGUAAAGAAAAGAAUGGUCCUUGCUUGUCAGCAUGGCAAAGCUCGACAGAAAAAAGAAAAGGAGAAACGUUCAGCAGAGCAUGUAUACACAAAAAAACGUUUUCAUGUCCAAAAUGGGAAGAAGUUGGACUGCCCAGCUAAACUUUUCAUUCGGCAUGUGCUGAGAUAUGACUCAUUCAGUGUGAGAGGGGAUGCCACAAAAUCCCAUAAAGAAGACACUAUGAGAAAUCUUAAGAUAGCACUUCAAAACUCAGAAAACCCACCAACCUCUACAUUCAUUCAUCUAAAAAUUCCUCUAUUGGAAGUUCACAAUCAUACAAUUGGAGCAGGAUCCUGUUUUUCAAGACCGAUCCAUCCAAAACUAAAAAAACUCAGGUGAUGGUCGGACAAGGGAUAACUAAUAUAGCUUUCGUGAAGAGAGCCUUGAAGCAGUAUGUGCUAAAUGACUUGUGUGGAGAGGAUCUCCAGCGGCCGCACAACAACGAUGAAGCAUAUUUUCCAUCGAACACAACUAUCCAGAAUCACAUUCACAUGGCAUUAGUGGCUGGUCGUUACUCUGCGCUGGAUCAGGAGAAUCUUGCAAAGAAAGUGGCAGAAUGGAAGGUUGAAGAUGAGGGCAAUCGUUUCUUCUUUAGAAAAUGCACAAAUGGAGGAGAUGAAGAUCUAGAGCAUCAGUUUCUUUUCAUACAUCAGCACCACAAACAAAGCCAGUUUUUUUUGGUUGUUCGAACCAAUGUUGGCUACAAACCUGUAGCAGAGUUUGUAUGUGAGAGUGAAACUACAAAGUCCAUUGCAGAAGCACUGGACAUCUUGAAGACAUGGAAUCCUCAGUGGACUCCAAAGUACUUCAUGACAGAUUACAGUGAGCAAGAGAUCCAGGCCCUCGCCCAAGUGUUCCCCACUGCAGUAACACACCUAUGUGCAUUCCACAGAGAGCAGGCCUGGCUCCGCUGGACUAAAGAUGGAAAAAACAAGCUUGCCGACAGGGAGCAGAGAGACCUGUUGACACUUCUACGCAGUAUUGCUUGGGCCAGGACAGAGGAGAGCUGUUUGUUAGCAUUAGGGACAUUGAGGGACAGUUACCUAUAUAAAGACAAUCAACAAGUGAUGACCUAUGUUGAGCAGAGAUGGCUUGCCAUCAAAGAGAAAUGGUGCAGAGCCUAUGCGCCAGAGGCAUUUAAUGUGUCAGUCACCACCAACAAUGGAGUUGAAACCAUGAAUAAAAAUCUGAAGGCAUUCUACCUGAAAAUCUCAGGUACUGGGACUCUCUCUUCUCUACUGGGAACAGUUGUUCGAGAAUUUAUUCCUGACAAAAUGAAAGGCUACGAGCGGCUGAAUUACAAUCAAUCCACAAGCCACAAGAGCUACAAUAAGGAUGUACCAGAGCACCUCAAAAACCGACCAAGAGAUGUGGUCCUCCACUGCUUGAGAAGCAUCAGUUCUGCUUCCCAUUUCACUGCUCAAGAUGUUGUGGAUAAAGGUGAUGGUACAUACCUAGUCAGAAGUGAGCAAUCUCCCCUCUUUUACUCCGUCAACCUUAGAGGGCCGUUGUGUGAGUGUGGUGCAUUUCAAGAUUCUUACCUACCAUGCAAGCACAUGAUUGCCAUUUUUAAUUUCACUAACUACUCAUGGGAUUUUCUCCCUUCAACAGGAUGCUAG
Messenger RNA from Gadus chalcogrammus (walleye pollock), 1898 nucleotides. RefSeq lists its product as uncharacterized. The transcript is spliced from 8 exons. Gene Ontology annotation, molecular function: zinc ion binding. The record is from RefSeq and is a predicted model, not a curated record. Lineage: Eukaryota; Metazoa; Chordata; Actinopteri; Gadiformes; Gadidae. Bases 618 to 1898 code for a protein of 426 amino acids.